Helianthus annuus (common sunflower) is the source of this 914-nucleotide messenger RNA. RefSeq names its product PRA1 family protein E. The record is from RefSeq and is a predicted model, not a curated record. The transcript has 2 exons. Lineage: Eukaryota; Viridiplantae; Streptophyta; Magnoliopsida; Asterales; Asteraceae. Gene Ontology annotation, cellular component: endoplasmic reticulum; Golgi apparatus. Bases 86 to 622 code for a protein of 178 amino acids. Gene Ontology annotation, biological process: vesicle-mediated transport.
CCGGGAAACUCGGUUAGCAGAUACUCAAUCCCUAAUUAUUCCCGUCAAUUCAAUCCCCGUGGUUGAGUCUUUUUGUUAACCGCAGAUGACGCCACCACCAAUCACCACACCACCGUCAACCGCCACCACCCAAAUCCACCACUCCAUCCGCCCAUGGCUCACCGACUUCCUCUCCUUAUCCUCCCUAUCUCUCCCACUCUCCUUCCCGGAGCUCUCUCUCCGCAUCCAGAGAAACCUCUACACUUACCGCACCAACUACCUCUUCAUCUCCUUCCUCAUCUUCCUCCUAACCCUAAUUCCUCAUCCAAUCACCUUUAUCCUCUUCAUCGCCAUCAUUAUCGCAUGGAUCUACCUAAUUUUUUACACGAACGAGCCUCUGUUUGUUCUCGAUUUUGAAAUCGGACACCGAUUGAUUGUGAUUUUGCUGUCUGUGGUUACUGUUGGUGCCCUAGCUGUGACGAGUGUCUGGUGGAACGUGUUUCUGUCGGUGUUGAUUUCUGCACUUGUGGUUUUGGCGCAUGCGAGUUUGAGGACUCCGGAUGACGUGGAGGAGUCGCCGUACGGAGCGUUGUUGUCGGUUGUUGAUGAUGAUGUUGAUGCUGGACCUUAUACGUUGGUGUGAUGAGCAGUAGCACAUCAGGCGUUCUGCAGUUUCAGUCAUGGUGAGACAAAACGAUUGUGGGAAGUGGGGCCGAGCAAUAGUGUGAGACUAGAGCAAUGGAGAAUUGCGGGAUUACAGCAAAUUUGUUUUUUGCUCCAUUUUUUUGUUAACACGCUACCAACAAGAUUUUGCUUGUUGCUCUCGGCUUUUGUUUUCAAUAGAUUGAUUGAUAUUUGCAAUUGAUUGGGAAACCUUUGAUUGUCCAUAGCAUUGCUGAUUGCUCUAUAAGAUCUCAUUGAUUGCCAAAAGCUAA